CCUGCAGGCUAUUAUCCAGUUCAAGAGAAAUGCAUAUCUCAGGGAGUCGUAAAAAAGACGUGGAGAAGAGAAUGCCAAGUUAUACGCCUAACAUUGUGUACGGUCUUGAUUCUCUCCCCUAACACUGAUGCCAAAUCGUAUUUGUUCAAUAUGCCGAACUCAGAAAGAAAGAUCAUGGCUCCCAGUGUGAAUGCAGCGGGCUACUAUGCAAACAGUGCCAUGUUUGAGUGCCUCGUGUGGAUUCAGCUGAAAUUAGCUAGCGUCAAGGGGCUUCACGGCUAGUGCAUUUGUAGCCGAACUUCGAUCAAUCAACCAAUUAGCUUUUGAAUGCCUUAUUGAUAUUCUGGCACUGGCCAGUUACACGGAAGUCGCUUCAUUUUUUUCCGCAUCCCAGACAUAUACUCGAAGGGCAGCCACAAUGACCAAAACAAGAAGUUGGAACUUUGGUUGCUCUUGUGCUUCAUUGGAAGUCCCGUUUUCUUUUCUUUUUCCCUGCAGAUCUUCUUCUGCCCUGCGUUUGAACGGCAUCCAAUUGGACGAUGAUUGGUACCUGCGUGUGAACCACAGAUCCCCAAUCCUCUUAAUGUCCGGUGAAUCUAUUGGAGACUUGAUCUGGACACCGACUAUCUCCGUUUCAGACGAUCUCUCCUUGAAAGGGGUCACCGAGCAAAAUUAUCUAUUUGACAGUCCAUUCGAUAAUGAUGCGCGAUUUUGUUUUCUCUGCAAGUUAAAGUACAGGGAUACUGCCAGCAUUGACGCGCAAUCGCAGCGAUAUCGCUCUAGAAAUCCUUCGGCGCCGAGAGGCGGUGAAAUCCUGCUCAGAUUGGACCCCGUAGCCACACGACUGAGCAUCAAGUGGCAAUGUCGAAGAAGACUCGACAUGGCGACUUUUCGUGGACUCUCUGAACAAGACUUGAUGCAGAUACGGCAAAGUCGGGUCCCCUUAUACACCGGAAUGCAGAUAAGCGCCUUUGCCUCUCUAUAUCGGAAGCGUGUAGAAUCAGAACAAAGACUAGAAAGAGCACAAUGGGGCCGUAAAUCAUCAGUUCCGGGGAAGGGCUCUCCACUCAUUGCGGGGCUACCCGGUACUCUGGGACAUAUUGUUUUGGGGUAUACGCGCCCACCGGUGGGUGCUUCAGCUCUGUGCGAAGACUUUCAAAAUGAGGCUUGCCCUCUAUCUCAAACCAUGUCUCUGCUCACCUGA
Molecule: messenger RNA, 1204 nt
Organism: Periconia digitata
Lineage: Eukaryota; Fungi; Ascomycota; Dothideomycetes; Pleosporales; Periconiaceae
Source: the annotation of a GenBank genome assembly